Molecule: messenger RNA, 994 nt
Organism: Astrephomene gubernaculifera
Lineage: Eukaryota; Viridiplantae; Chlorophyta; Chlorophyceae; Chlamydomonadales; Astrephomenaceae
Source: the annotation of a GenBank genome assembly
UACGCUUUUACAACAUGGCUCUUGCUCUGCGUCAACAAGGUGUUGUUUCUCAGCGGGCUUCGCAGGCGCACCGGGUGCGCCCUGCCCUGCCGCUCGCACGCCCGCGGACCGCAGUUGUCGUGCGGGCCGAGAGCAAUGGACGCAGCAGCGACAGCUUCGUUGCAGGUGUCGUCGUCGGAGGCGUAGUAUUUGGCGCUUUGGGCUUCCUGUUCGCUCCCCAGAUCUCCAAAGCGCUCCUUGGCGACGACCAGCGGCUAAAGCUGCCACGCUUCCUGGAGGACGAGCAGCCUAAGGACCCGGAGCAGACGAAGGAGGACCUGCUGGACAAGAUUGCUCAGCUGAAUGCCUCGAUUGACGAGGUGGCAGCUCAGCUCAAGUCCAAGGAGGGGGAGCCACUCAAGAUGGAGGGGAGUGCUUAAGUUUGCGUCCAGGGCGCUAAGGUGGAGGCUGGGGACGUAGUGGGGGCUAAGGGGUUUUUGUUGGUGUGCCCCUUAAGCAUGGCGGCAAUCUAACUGCAGUCCACCUUUACUAUACUCCCUUGCACCUCGUCUUGGGCGGGUGAGAUGGACGUCGACUGGGAGGUGGGCAAUGCUUGUGUACGAUAGGGGGAGCUGCAGGUUGUGAUGCUGGCAAGGACGCAUAGCCGGGGCUGUAUUUACGGAGUAAUACACAGAUGCAAAGCUGCUGAGGCACCCUCAAGGGGUUGGCGGAGCGGUAGGACCUGUUGAUGGGCCCUUCGGGUCGGUGUUACGGACCGGACCAACAGGACUGUUGCAAACCGCGUUCGUUAGGUAGCCGGAAGCACCGGAGGCACUCUGCGUGCUUGUUAUGUCGGUUGCUGUUAAUACGGGGUGUAUCUUACCGGCAGCUUUCAGUGCUUGGUCACAAACGGUGACAUUUGGCGUCAUCGACAAUGGUGGCAAAUGUUGUGAAGUAUAUCCCAUCGAAGCAUUACCAUCAAUGUCUUAUAAAGGUGUAAAAGUGUUAAGACAAC